This is a messenger RNA of Protopolystoma xenopodis, 300 nucleotides long. Lineage: Eukaryota; Metazoa; Platyhelminthes; Monogenea; Polystomatidea; Polystomatidae. The record is from the annotation of a GenBank genome assembly.
AUGAGAACUCUCCACACCCCACGCUGGCUUUCUCACCACCCUCACCCCCCUUCCCCAAUUUGCUGGGAAUACGGAUCCGAGCCUGCCAUAUUGUUGCGCAGCCCUCCUUCACUAGGUCUUAUCACAGUCUCUCUCUUGCCCCGUAAGAUCCGUUUGCCCUCUCCCUGGUUCAAUAUUUCACUCGACUCUUGCCACCCCAUUCCCCGUCUCUCUCCUGCCUCUCUCUGGUUCGCAUAUUUCACUCGACCCCUGCCACCCCAUCUGGGCCAAAGUUAUUGGCCCUACCCUGCGUCUGGGUGA